ACAUAUCACACGGUGUCGCGUUGCAGAGAACUUCGACAGGAGCUCGCCGGAGUAAUCAGCUGGGAACAGGACUCGCGUUCCUUUAGAGCAUCUGGACAUUGGCGGGUCCUGAGGGUUUUCUCCUCAUCUCUAGCUGAUGUUCAGAGAAAAUGGCUUGUUGUGUAGUCCCUCGUCGCUGUCUCUGCUCUCUGAAGACGCCUACGAUCUGAGCGACGAAACGAAAGUAAGCUGGGAGCGUGUAGCCGAAAAGUGUCAGCUUCCAGCAAUGGCCCCCAAGAGCAAGAACCUUUAUUUCAUCACUACUGCAACGACUGCCUUGCAUGGUGUCAGAGCAGGCCAGAUUUGUUACAUAAAUGAGGACCUAUAUUCACUAAGAAAGGACCCGAAGAGUGACACCUUGCCUGUGAUCGUUCUUGGUUCUGUAUUCGAUCGUAACCUGCCACUUGAAGUGCUGGAGCCACUGACAAAGCAGGAGGCAGAGUAUCUGUUGGCUCUUGAGACACCCAAAGAGAGACUGGAAGAAUUUAUACAGUCAAAGAAUCUGAAGCAGGCAGAGGACUUGCUUCAAGGUUGUGAAGUCAGAGUGGAGCAGAACGGAGAGUGGCUCAAAGGAGUUGUUAGAUACAUCGGCAGGCUCAAAGAACCAGUAAUAGAUCCCAUAGCAGGAGUAUAUUUUGGAGUUGAACUACAGGGAGAAGACACGGGGAAAGGCGAGAAUGAUGGAACCUACCAGUUCAAAACCUUUUUUACAUGUCAGAAGAAUUGUGGUAUUUUUGCCCCCUUUAACAGAAUCAAUCCAAUGCAUACCAAACCAUCAUGCUUUUGCCAUGCAACUCUGUCUGGCCUACCUGAGACUCCCAUAGAGAAGUUCUCUGUUGGAGACCGUGUAGUUUAUUUUAUUGGUAGUGAACAUCGCCAUGGCAUGGUUGUGAAGCUAGAUGAGGAAAAAGGCACCGUUCUCAUCUCAACAGAAAGGGAUGAAAAUGGGAGGGACGGAGGGGAGACAGUCGUGUCAGUGAAGUAUGUUUAUAAAGAGGACGAUUUAAACAAAGAUGAAACAGAAAGAAAGGACACUUCAGAAAGUCCAGAAAUUGCCAUGGCUUUGGGCAUUAAUGCAGACAUAAGCAAGAAUUCCAUGGUGGAGGUGAAUUUGGGGAAAGGACCUGCCUAUGGAACUGUCCGCUGGAUUGGCUGUCUCCCUGGAAAGCCUGAACUCAUGGCUGGGCUGGAACUGGAAGAGGAUUGUGGAGUGAAUGAUGGUACAUUCAAAAAUCAUCGCUUUUUCACAUGUCCGCCAAAACGUGGUCUGUUUGUGAAACUCACCUCUUGUCAGCCUGAUGCCCGUUUUCUGGGUGGACAUUUCAGUCAUGAUGGGGUGGGUGCAUCAGCUGUGCAGGACAGUGUCCCACCUGUUGGAUCUGAGGAUGUGCUGAAGGUUUUGACUGGAAGGAUGAAGGGUAUCCAGGGUCACUGUAACUCCUGCUACAUGGACUCUGCCCUUUUCAGUCUGUUUUCCUGUUCAUCAGUACUGGACUCUUUGCUAUUUAAAGUCACUAAGCAGAAUGAAGAACCCAUCCAGAAAACCCUUCGAAGGGACAUUGUGUGUCCUCUGCGCAGCGAGGGCUUUGUAGCUAACCGCAGCGUGAUGAAGCUUCGCCAGCAGUUGCAGGACCGAGGCCACUCUCCUAGCUACACCACAGAUGAGAAAGAUCCAGAAGAGUUUCUUACUCUCAUCAUGCAAGACAUUCUGUCACUGGAGCCGCCACUCAAACUGCAGACAUUUGGAGGGAAGGUGGAAAGUAGUUACUUUUACCAAAUCUUUGUGGAUUAUAACAACUCUCUGGUUUUACCAACGGUUCAGCAGCUGCUGGAGCAUUCUUUCUACAACAGUGGCCUCAGAUUGGCAGAGGUGCCCUCUUGCCUGAUCCUCACCAUGCCUCGCUCUGGGAAGAAGUUUAAAAUGUUUUCAAAAAUCAUUCCUUCACUAGAGCUGGACAUCACUGCUCUUCUGUCCAAUGGUCCUCAGCAGUGUGUGGUUUGUGGACAGCUGGCACAUGUGGAGUGCACCGAAUGCUUUGGAGAUCCAGUGUUUAGCAGUACAGGAUUCAAACUUUUCUGUGACACAUGCUCAGCUCAGGUCCAUUUGCACCCCUGCCGGCAGUUCCAUAAGCCCACUACCCUGGGCCUCCCUGAAGGAUUUCUCUCAGCUCACAUUCCACGAGAAAAACUGGAGCUGUUCGCUGUGCUGUGCAUAGAGACCAGCCACUAUGUUUCCUUCGUCAAACAUGGACCAAAAACAGCUGACUGGAUCUUCUUUGAUAGCAUGGCUGAUCGAAUGGGGGACCAAGAUGGCUACAAUGUCCCACAGGUUAAGGAGUGCCCAGAAGUGGUGCGCUACCUCACUAUGCCUCUUGCUGAGCUGGCUGCGCAGGUGCCUAGAGAGAUGGAAGGCGUGGCAAAGCGGCUUUUCUGCGAUGGCUACAUGUACAUGUACCGGAGCCCCAACAUGGCACUCUAUCGCUGACCUGACCAGCUAUCAACAAACACACAUACUCAUACACAAAAACUGACACACAUCCAUUCUGAAGAUCCCUGAUGCUUGUACAAUAAUCGGCCUAAAGCUUGAACAUAAACAGGAGUGUGCUUCUGAAUAAUAAUAUUACACAGUAUAAUAUUACACAGAAGCUCACUCUUGUCUAGGUUUAAGCUUUAGACUGAUUAUUGUACAAAUAUUUAUACUCCAGUUGUAUAAAAGAGAGGUUCUCAAUUCUGGUGAUAGAAUACCACUGUCUGGCAUGUUAGUUUCCUCUAGUCUCAACACACAUGAUGAACUUUCCACACAUGUCUGGAGCACUACAACAUGCAGGGUAGUGAUACUCCAGGACCCAGACUGAGAACCACUGCUGUAAAGCUUUGUUGUCCUAGAUUGUACGUCAGGGUAUACUUGUAAAUGCACUUUGUAAACUUGAUGGCCACCUGAAUUGCUCUGAAAGUAGGGUGCUACUCAAAAAAAGUAUACUACCUUGAAUCUGUCUUUGUAAAUAGAACCUUUGCUACACUUUUUAACCAUCACAAUGUUAAUUUCUGGUAGAUGUUAUUACUGAAUCAGAUGGAGAUGCAUUCUCCAAGAAAAGGUAGAAAGACAUUAAUCUUUUUUUUUUUUUUUUUAAUUAUCAAUCAAAUAAUUCCAGAGAUGCUUUGCUGCCUUAUUUCUUCUGAAGCCAAAGUUCCACGGUCUAUAUUCUGUUGGGAAGGCUUUACUCUAUAUGUUGGAGCACUGGUGUGAGGAUUUGAUUGCAUUCAUCUGCAAAAGCAUUAGUGAAAUCAGAAGCUGAUGUUGUUUGUUUGGAAUGCCACUCCAAUUCAUGGUAAUGUUGCUUCGUCACUCCAGUGCAGUUUCACUGCUCCACAGCCAAACAUACAGAAUCUAGACAUUAAUUAUGCCCUUGUGAUUACGGGGUCUAGACAGUUAUUUUGAACCAAGAUGACAACCUGUGGUAUGAAGUGGUGCAAUCGGGAUACAAAUUGCGAAGGCUUUGCUAUACUUUGGUUCGCAAGUUCUUGUGGAAUAAAUAGUUCUGUCUCGAUACUACUGAUAAAGGGCUCUUUCGUAUGGUUAGUUCUUGGGGGAAGUGAGGAUACUUUUAAUAGUGGGUGUUCAGAGGGGAGAAUGAGUUUAUGUGGUAGAGCAGGAAUAUGGACUUAAAUAUUUUUGAUUUGAUUACUGAUUUCGUUGUGCACGCAGUACAAUCACAUGACAUCUCAGGGAAAUUGGUUUAAUGGAUAAUGUUAAAACCUAAUAAAAAAAAGAUGCUUUAAUCAAA
This is a messenger RNA of Pygocentrus nattereri (red-bellied piranha), 3824 nucleotides long. It is a transcript of the gene cyldl, whose product is annotated as cylindromatosis (turban tumor syndrome), like. Gene Ontology annotation, biological process: protein K63-linked deubiquitination. The record is from RefSeq and is a predicted model, not a curated record. Lineage: Eukaryota; Metazoa; Chordata; Actinopteri; Characiformes; Serrasalmidae. The transcript has 15 exons. Gene Ontology annotation, cellular component: cytosol. Gene Ontology annotation, molecular function: K63-linked deubiquitinase activity; cysteine-type deubiquitinase activity. Bases 137 to 2524 code for a protein of 795 amino acids.